UACCCUACUGCAUCAAAAUCAACAAAAUUUCCAAUUGCAACAACAGCAACAACAACAACAGACAGCGGCGGAUUCACAAUCAUCGUAUUAUGAUUAUGAAUAUCAGCAUUUGCCACAUCGGGCAACUGAAACGCAACCGCCAUCAUCGACAUCAACAGCAGCCCGCACACAUGGUAGACAAGGCUUCCUUCUCGAAGGAGUUACGCCUACGGCACCACCAGAUGUACCACCUAGAAAUCCCACAAUGAGUCGCAUGAAUAAUGGUCGUUUAGUCGCAGCCAAUCCAAAUGAUUUGGGUGUCGAUUUUGAGCCAUCAUGUCUGGUGCGUACACCCUCGGGCAACGUAUACAUUCCCAGCGGUAAUUUAAACAUGAACAAAGGUUCACCCAUCGAUUAUAAAAGCGGUUCGACUUGUUCGACACCCACCAAGGACACCUUGAAAGGUUAUGAACGUUCGGCCAAUCAAUGCCUGGGUCCAGUGCUUCCGCCACGCAGUGUCAUGAGUGGCAUACCCUCACACCAUUAUUCGGCCCCAAUGAAUUUCCGUAAAGAUUUGGCCGCUCGAUGUUCGGCCAAAUGUAUAGCCAUUGUAUCCGUAUCGGUGUUUGUGGCCAUGUGUGUGCUGUUAAUAUUUUUAACAGGUUUUGGUGUUCUCCACUGGUCUCCCUCUGCCCCCUGUACAGUUCUAGUCGGCAAUGAGGCCAGCGAAGUUACGGCAGCCAAAAGCACCAACACAGAUCUAUCGAAAUUACACAACUCCCUGUUACGCUCAAAAACCGGACAACCCACCACAACGGCCACCUCUUCCCUACCAUCAUCGUUUGCGGCGUCCUCCUCAUCAUCGGCGGCGGCAGCCUCCUCCUCGGCGUUCCAGUCAACGUCAGCCUCAUCCGUGGCCAUUGGAUCACAGGCAGCCACAUCGCUAUCCUCGCCAUCAUCAUCGUCUACAUCGCUGUCAUCACCAUUGGCAAAUGCCAAUAAUGGAGGUGCUCGCACAUUCCCAGCUCGUAGCUUCCCACCGGAUGGCACAACAUUCGGUCAAAUAUCAUUGGGUCAGAAGUUGACCAAGGAAAUACAACCCUAUAGCUAUUGGAAUAUGCAAUUCUAUCAAUCGGAACCGGCUUAUGUUAAAUUUGAUUAUACCAUACCUCGAGGAGCCUCAAUUGGUGUCUAUGGACGGCGUAAUGCCCUGCCCACACAUACACAAUAUCAUUUCAAAGAGGUGCUAAGUGGAUUUAGUGCCAGUACAAGGUCCACGAGGGCGGCACAUCAAUCGAUAACACGUGAAGUAACCCGUUAUAUGGAACCCGGCCACUGGUUUGUCUCCUUGUACAACGAUGAUGGUGAUGUUCAAGAGAUCACUUUCUAUGCCACAAUUGCCGAAGAUAUGACACAAAAUUGUCCCAACGGGUGUUCCGGAAAUGGUCAAUGCCUAUUGGGUCAUUGUCAGUGUAAUCCCGGCUUUGGUGGUGAUGAUUGUAGUGAAAGUGUUUGUCCCGUGCUAUGUUCACAGCAUGGUGAAUAUAUUAAUGGUGAAUGUAUUUGUAAUCCCGGCUGGAAGGGUAAAGAAUGUUCGCUGCGCCACGACGAAUGUGAGGUGGCCGAUUGUAAUGGUCAUGGCCACUGUGUCAGUGGCAAAUGUCAGUGUAUGCGUGGUUAUAAAGGAAAAUUCUGUGAAGAAGUGGAUUGCCCCCAUCCCACCUGUUCGGGUCAUGGUUUUUGCGCCGAUGGCACCUGCAUUUGCAAAAAAGGUUGGAAAGGACCCGAUUGUGCCACAAUGGAUCAAGAUGCUUUACAAUGUCUGCCCGAUUGUUCGGGUCAUGGUAGCUUUGAUCUCGAUUCGCAAACCUGUACCUGUGAACCCAAAUGGAGUGGUGAUGACUGUUCUAAAGAGUUAUGCGAUUUAGAUUGUGGUCAACAUGGACGUUGUGUAGGCGAUGCUUGCACCUGUGAUGAAGGCUGGGGUGGUGAAUAUUGUAACACAAAGCUGUGUGAUGCCCGUUGCAAUGAACAUGGCCAAUGUAAAAAUGGAACCUGCCUAUGUGUCACGGGUUGGAAUGGUAAACAUUGUACCAUUGAAGGAUGUCCGAAUUCUUGUAGCGGUCAUGGCCAAUGUCGUGUCAGCGGUGAAGGUCAAUGGGAAUGUAGGUGUUAUGAAGGCUGGGAUGGUGCCGAUUGUGGCAUUGCCCUGGAAUUGAAUUGUGGUGAUAGCAAGGAUAAUGAUAAGGAUGGCCUAGUCGACUGUGAAGAUCCUGAAUGUUGUGCCAGCCAUGUCUGCAAAACAUCCCAGUUGUGUGUCUCCGCCCCCAAACCCAUUGAUGUAUUGUUACGCAAACAACCUCCUGCAAUUACCGCCUCCUUCUUUGAACGCAUGAAAUUCUUGAUCGAUGAAAGUAGCCUUCAGAAUUAUGCCAAAUUGGAGACAUUCAAUGAAAGCCGUUCUGCGGUGAUACGCGGCCGUGUUGUCACCUCCCUGGGCAUGGGUUUGGUGGGUGUACGCGUCUCCACCACCACCUUGCUGGAAGGUUUCACUUUGACCCGUGAAGAUGGCUGGUUUGAUUUGAUGGUAAAUGGCGGUGGCGCUGUUACACUACAAUUUGGCCGUUCACCCUUCCGUCCCCAGUCAAGGAUUGUCCAAGUACCCUGGAAUGAGGUGAUUAUCAUUGAUACCGUCGUCAUGUCAAUGUCAGAAGAGAAGAGUAUGCCCGUGACGACCCACACCUGUUUUUCACAUGAUUAUGAUCUCAUGAAACCCGUCGUGUUGGCUUCAUGGAAACAUGGCUUCCAAGGUGCUUGCCCAGAUCGCAGUGCAAUCCUCGCUGAAUCUCAGGUCAUCCAAGAGUCCCUGCAAAUACCUGGUACCGGGUUGAAUCUAGUCUAUCACUCCUCAAGGGCCGCUGGCUACUUGUCUACCAUCAAACUGCAAUUGACACCCGAAACAAUUCCACCCACCCUGCAUCUCAUUCAUUUGCGUAUCACCAUUGAAGGCAUUCUCUUCGAUCGUGUGUUCGAAGCUGAUCCUGGUAUUAAAUUUACCUAUGCCUGGAAUCGCCUCAACAUCUAUCGUCAAAGGGUUUAUGGUGUAACAACGGCCGUGGUUAAGGUUGGCUAUCAGUACACCGAUUGCAAGGAUAUCAUUUGGGAUAUCCAAACCACCAAAUUGUCGGGUCAUGACAUGUCCAUAUCCGAGGUCGGAGGCUGGAAUUUGGAUAUCCAUCAUCGUUAUAACUUCCAUGAGGGUAUCCUGCAAAAGGGUGAUGGUUCGAAUAUAUAUUUGAAGAAUAAGCCACGCGUGAUCCUUACCACCAUGGGUGAUGGCCAUCAAAGGCCCUUAGAAUGUAUGGAUUGUGAUGGUUUGGCAGCACGACAACGUCUUUUGGCUCCCGUGGCCUUGGCUGCUUCGCCCGAUGGUAGUCUCUAUGUUGGAGAUUUCAAUUAUAUACGACGCAUCAUGACCGAUGGCACGGUGAGGACUGUUGUGAAGCUAAAUGCCACCCGUGUCAGCUAUCGUUAUCACAUGGCCUUGAGUCCUUUGGAUGGUACCCUUUACAUUUCCGAUCCGGAAUCACAUCAAAUUAUACGAGUUCGUGACACCAAUGAUUAUUCGCAGCCUGAAAAGAACUGGGAACCAAUUGUGGGUUCCGGAGAACGUUGCCUACCUGGUGAUGAGGCUCAUUGUGGUGAUGGUGCCCUAGCCAAGGAUGCCAAAUUGGCCUAUCCCAAAGGUAUUGCCAUAUCGAGCGAUAAUGUCCUAUACUUCGCCGAUGGUACCAAUAUCCGUAUGGUUGAUCGUGAUGGUAUUGUCAGUACCCUGAUUGGUAAUCACAUGCACAAAUCACACUGGAAACCCAUACCCUGUGAGGGUACUUUGAAGCUGGAAGAAAUGCAUUUGAGAUGGCCCACCGAAUUGGCUGUCAGCCCCUUGGAUAAUACCCUGCACAUUAUCGAUGAUCAUAUGAUUUUACGUAUGACUCCAGAUGGUCGUGUGAGAGUAAUUUCCGGUCGUCCAUUGCAUUGUGCCACCUCUUCCUUCCUUUACGAUUCCGAUUUGGCCACCCAUGCCACUCUAGUGAUGCCUCAGUCGAUUGCCUUUGGUCCCUUGGGAGAACUUUAUGUUGCGGAAAGUGAUUCGCAGCGUAUCAAUCGGGUACGUGUGAUUGGUACGAAUGGACGCAUUGCUCCUUUUGCUGGCGUCGAAUCGAAGUGCAAUUGCCUUGAGCGUGGUUGUGAUUGUUUCGAAGCGGAUCAUUACUUGGCUACCAGUGCUAAGUUUAAUACCAUUGCUGCCUUGGCGGUUACACCAGAUGGCCAUGUACACAUUGCCGACCAGGCGAACUAUCGCAUUCGUGCCGUGAUGUCCAGCAUUCCUGAGGCCAGCUCCUCCAGGGAAUAUGAAAUCUAUGCUCCGGAUAUGCAGGAAAUCUACAUCUUCAAUCGUUUCGGACAACACGUCUUGACGAAGAAUAUCCUCACCGGUGAAACCACCUAUGUUUUUACCUACAAUGUCAACACUUCAAAUGGUAAAUUGAGCACCGUCACCGAUGCCGCCGGCAAUAAGGUAUUCCUGCUGCGCGACUACACCUCCCAAGUGAACUCCAUUGAAAAUACCAAGGGCCAGAAAUGCCGUCUGCGUAUGACCCGCAUGAAAAUGUUACACGAACUGAACACCCCAGAUAAUUACAAUGUGACAUUUGAAUAUCAUGGUCCCACCGGAUUGCUGAAGACGAAAUUGGAUUCGACGGGACGUUCCUAUGUCUAUAAUUAUGAUGAAUUUGGUCGCCUCACCUCCGCCGUUACACCCACAGGACGUGUCAUUGAUUUGGCUUUCGAUCUAAGUGUCAAGGGUGCCCAGGUUAAGGUUUCCGAAAAUGCCCAAAAGGAAAUCUCCAUGUUGAUCCAGGGAUCCUCAGUGGUCGUAAGGAAUGGUGAAGCCGAAUCGAAGACCAUGGUUGAGAUGGAUGGCUCGACAACAAGUCUAACUCCCUGGGGUCAUUUGCUGCAAAUGGAAGUGGUGCCAUAUCCCAUCUUGGCUGAAAUUUCACCAAUUAUUGGCGAGAGCUACCCCGUGCCGGCCAAGCAGAGAACUGAAAUUGCCGGUGAUUUGGCUAAUCGUUUUGAAUGGCGUUACUUUGUCAGACGGCUGCAGCAGGGUAAACAGAACAAGGGUCCUAGAACUGUUACUCAAGUGGGUCGCAAAUUGCGUGUCAAUGGCGAUAAUGUCCUGACUUUGGAAUAUGAUCGCGAUACCCAAUCGAUUUUGGUUUCCGUCGAUGAUAAACAUGAUUUGCUGAAUGUAACCUAUGAUCGCACCUCACGACCGGUUAGCUUCCGUCCUCAGUCGGGUGAUUAUGCCGAUGUUGAUUUGGAAUAUGAUCGCUUUGGCCGUUUGGUCACCUGGAAAUGGGGCAACCUGCAAGAGGCCUAUACCUUUGAUCGCAAUGGCCGCCUGAAUGAAAUUAAAUACGGAGAUGGUUCUUCGAUGUUCUAUAACUUCAAGGAUAUGUAUGGAUCUCUGCCUUUGAAGGUUACCACACCAAGGAAAUCGGAUUAUCUGCUGCAGUACGAUGAUGCUGGAGCCUUGCAGAGUUUGACCACACCUCGCGGCCAUAUCCAUGCCUUCUCGCUGCAGACAUCCCUUGGGUUCUUCAAGUACCAAUAUUUCUCGCCCAUCAAUCGUUAUCCCUUCGAGAUUCUCUACAAUGAUGAGGGGCAGAUUUUGGCGAAAAUUCAUCCACACCAUUCCGGCAAGGUGGCAUUUGUCCAUGACAAUUCGGGACGUUUGGAAACUAUUUUGGCUGGCCUAUCGAGUACCCACUACACUUACCAAGAGGCAACAAGUUUGGUGAAAUCUGUGGAGGUACAAGAACCAGGCUUUGAGCUGAGGCGAGAGUUUAAAUACCAUGCGGGUAUCUUAAAGGAUGAGAAACUACGUUUUGGUUCGAAGAACUCUUUGGCAUCGGCCCACUACAAAUAUGCCUAUGAUGGUAAUGCCCGUCUGACAGGAGUGGAGAUCUCCAUCGAUGACAAGGAACUGCCAACAACACGUUAUAAGUAUAGUCAGAAUUUGGGUCAACUCGAAGUUGUGCAAGAUCUUAAGAUUACCCGCAAUGCCUUUAACCGCACCGUGAUCCAAGAUCCCUCCAAGAAGUUCUUUAGCAUCAUUGAUUAUGAUCAACAUGGUCGGAUCAAGAGUGUCCUGAUGAAUAUCCGUGAAAUUGAUGUCUUCCGUUUGGAGCUGGAUUAUGAUCUGAGGAACCGCAUUAAGUCACAGAAGACCACCUUUGGCAGAUCGACAGCCUUCGAUAAGAUCAAUUACAAUGCCGAUGGCCAUGUCAUUGAGGUCUUGGGUACGAACAAUUGGAAAUAUCUCUACGAUGAAAAUGGUAAUGCCGUGGGAGUGGUGGAUCAAGGAGAGAAAAUCAAUUUGGGAUAUGACAUCGGAGAUCGUGUCAUUCAGGUGGGAGAUGUGGAGUUCAACAACUAUGAUGCUAGAGGUUUUGUGGUGCGUCAUGGUGAGCAGAAGUAUCGCUACAAUAAUCGCGGUCAAUUGAUCCAUGCUUUCGAAAGGGAACGUUUCCAAACCUGGUAUUACUAUGAUGAUCGCAGUCGCCUGGUGGCCUGGCAUGAUUCCAAGGGUAAUGUAACCCAAUAUUACUAUGCCAAUCCCAAGAGUCCAAUGUUGCUGACCCAUAUGCAUUUCCCGAAAUUGCAAAAGACCACGCGAUUCUUCUAUGAUGAUCGUGAUAUGUUAAUGGCUGUUGAGACGGGAGAGCAGAGAUAUUAUGUGGCCACCGAUCAAAAUGGUUCGCCCUUGGCAUAUUUCGAUAUGAAUGGGUCGAUUGUUAAGGAAAUGAAACGUACACCAUUCGGCAGGAUCAUCAAGGAUACCAAUCCGGAGUUCUUUAUACCCAUUGAUUUCCAUGGAGGUCUGUUGGAUCCUCACACGAAGUUGGUGUAUACCGAAAAUCGUUUAUAUGACCCCAUUUUGGGUCAAUGGAUGACUCCCUUGUGGGAAACUUUGGCCACGGAAAUGUCUCAUCCCACUGAUGUGUUCAUCUAUCGCUAUCACAACAAUGACCCGAUUAAUCCCAGCAAAUCUCAGAAUUACAUGAUUGAUUUGGAAUCCUGGUUGCAGCUGUUCGGUUAUGACCUCAAUAAUAUGCAGAGCACCAAAUAUACCAAGGCUGCUCAGUACAAUCCUCAGGCUUCCAUUAAGUCGCCGACCUUGGCGCCCGAUUUUGGUGUCAUCAGUGGUUUGGAAUGUAUUGUCGAGAAGACCAAUGAAAAGUUCAGUGAUUUCGAUUUUGUACCCAAGCCUUUGCUGAAAAUGGAACCCAAGAUGCGUAACCUGUUACCCAGGGUGAGCUAUCGUCGUGCGGUAUUUGGUGAAGGUGUAUUGCUUUCGCGUAUUGGCGGCCGAGCCUUGGUCAGUGUGGUGGAUGGCUCGAAUAGUGUGGUCCAGGAUGUUGUCUCAUCGGUCUUCAAUAAUUCCCAUUUCUUGGAUCUACACUUUAGUAUCCAUGAUCAGGAUGUGUUCUACUUUGUCAAGGAUAAUGUUUUGAAGUUACGAGAUGAUAAUGAGGAGUUGAGACGCCUGGGUGGUAUGUUUAACAUCUCUACACAUGAAAUCACCGAUCAUGGUGGUUCGGCGGCCAAGGAACUAAGGCUACAUGGUCCCGAUGCUGUGGUCAUUAUUAAAUAUGGUGUAGAUCCCGAGCAAGAAAGACAUCGCAUAUUGAAACAUGCCCAUAAACGUGCCGUGGAAAGGGCCUGGGAAUUGGAGAAGCAGCUUGUAGCUGCUGGUUUCCAGGGUCGCGGUGAUUGGACGGAAGAAGAGAAGGAAGAAUUGGUAUCGCACGGUGAUGUGGAUGGCUGGAUUGGUGUCGAUAUCCAUAGCAUUUACAAAUAUCCCCAACUGGCUGAUGAUCCCGGCAAUGUGGCCUUCCAGCGGGAUGCCAAACGCAAGCGAAGAAAGAUCGGCAAUAAUCAUCGAACGGGUAAAAGUCGCCGACAACAACAACAGAAGUUGAAGGAUAUGUCAGCGUGAAAAGAAGUUUAUCUAGAAUUUGACAACAACAACAACGAUUUACUAUUACAACAACAACAAC
Molecule: messenger RNA, 8108 nt
Organism: Musca vetustissima
Lineage: Eukaryota; Metazoa; Arthropoda; Insecta; Diptera; Muscidae
Gene: Ten-m
Product: teneurin-m
Exons: 9
Coding region: 245-8047 (2600 amino acids)
Biological process (GO): motor neuron axon guidance
Source: RefSeq, a predicted model, not a curated record